Messenger RNA from Saccostrea echinata, 913 nucleotides. Its product is annotated as ficolin-2-like. Bases 4 to 621 code for a protein of 205 amino acids. Lineage: Eukaryota; Metazoa; Mollusca; Bivalvia; Ostreida; Ostreidae. The record is from RefSeq and is a predicted model, not a curated record. The transcript has 4 exons.
CCUAUGGACUGUCUGGAGAUUAUGGACCAGGGACAAAGGAUAUCGGGUAUCUUUAGGAUCUAUCCAUGGAACAACUCCACAUAUAAAGAUGUCCUGUGUGAUAUGGAUACUAUGGGAGGCGGAUGGACAGUUUUUCAAAAGCGGAUUGAUGGAUCUGUGUCGUUUUCCAGGAAUUGGACAGAAUAUCAGCAUGGAUUUGGGAAUGUGUCUGCUGAAUAUUGGUUAGGAAAUGAUGCAUUAAAUGCAUUAACGCUGAACUCAUCUUCCCUGUACGUUAAAUUACAACAUGCAAAUGGAAACCAUUACUUCCAGUAUUACUCGGACUUCCGGAUCAGUGGCGCUGAUGAUGACUACAGAUUAUAUCUGGGAUCUUCCUCUAACGGAACGGCAGGUGACAGACUGACGUAUAACAACAACCAAACGUUUAAGACUCCGGAUCACUCUCUAAGAACAGGAUGUUUCCGUUUGUACACAGAGGGAGGAUGGUGGUUCCGUAACUGUCACUGGGCCUAUUUAAAUGGAGUGUAUGGGUCAGGAAAAUGGGUCAAUCCAUGGGAUGGAGUUAUAGAAUAUGGCACAGACUUUCGUUCAUCCCGAAUGAUGACUAGAAGACUCAUCUAGUCAAAGAUUUUAAUGAGGAGAUGUAGCAUCUCAUAAUAUGUAUGUUUUUAUUAAAAGUGUGUGUUCUUUAUAUAGAUAAAUAGCAUUAAAUAUUUUUUUUCCUAAAAUACAUCAGACACAAUAAUAUAUCAAUGAACUGUUAGGUUUCAUUUAAGAGUACAGCUCGUUCAAAUAAAGAUCCAUUCUCUGUAAUGAGUUGAACUUAUAUAGGAGACGAGGCACGCAUAGUCCAUCUGUCCAAGAAUUUCUCCAACUUUUCUAUGAUAAAAAUCUGUGAUACCAAAAACUUAUA